CCGCCUGAGUCACUUCCCUUAUGGUGCUGCCUUCCCUUAUGGUGUCCAGCCCAGUGCGCCCGGAAUAGCAGGUAGCGCUAUGGAUGAGUAUAAAGGUUUGACAGAUAAUGAACUUAUUGCUCGUCUGAAGAAAUACAGCAUCCCACAUGGCCCUCUUGUUGGAUCAACCCGGAAACUUUAUGAAAAGAAGGUCUAUGAAUAUGAGACCGAACGGACACAGCUCCCUUCACCUGGAGGAUCGGUGUCCUACACAGAGCCAUGUAGCGAAAGCUACAUGCGAGAGACCUUCGUGAGCCCACGGAGCAGGGAAGACCUCAGCUACGGGCGAGAAGCUCUUGGCUCCACAAGGACUUUCUUAAGAGAAAACUAUGACUCUCCAAGGAAGGAGGAAUUCUACUCUGAGUAUGGAAAUGAAGCUCUUGGCUCCUCUACAAGGACUUACUUAAGAGAAAACUAUGACUCUCCAAAGGAAGAAUACUACUCUGAGUAUGGAAAUGAAGAUCCCAGCCCCACCAAAUCCUACCUGGGCCAUAAUUACGGUUUGACUCACCAUGAAGAACAAUCCACUUAUAAGCCAGAAGACUGGGGAGUAAAUUCUCCUGAGGGUUCCACAUCUUCUUACCGCCGCUAUGUGUCGUCUUUAAGCAGUGGUACUUCUCCAGGGUCAGUGAGUGCCCGCCAACCGAUUGCAGAACCAUAUCCUUACAGUUCUGGCCGGAAGGAUGUGCCAACCAACAGGGACAGCAGUUCCUACCAGAGCAUCUUCUAUCAGAAAUCCCCUGGCUCGUCCUCUCUGGGAGUGGAACCCCGCCGUGCCAUCCAUCCUGAGCGCCAGGCCCAAGCAGCGGAAAAUGCUACGGGUAGCAAUGGGGGAACCAAGCGUUACCUACCCCUCUGGCCCCAGCUCCUGCUCUUUAUGCUGCUGGCUGGCUUCCUGGCCUUCAUCUACUACUUCCUGCAGGGCGGUGCUGACGACAACCCUUUUGUGAAGCAUCUUAAGCAGUGAGGCCUCGACCUUGGCCGUAUCUUAUCCCUCAGCUGACUCCCCAAGAGCCUGGAAUGUUUAUACAGGGCCUUCACUAAGUGCCUUCUUGUUCCUUUGUAACCCAAAAAUUGGGUGGUGUAUUCCAGCCCAAGAUGGAGGGGUUCCUACCAACUACCCUGAAUCAUGGCAGCUCUUCACCCCUCUCCUCAAAUGUCUAUCCAUCCAUCUCUUAAAUCAGCAAAUGUUGGGCAUUUUUAUCUGCUGUUUUGUAGCUUGUGCUUUAUAAUCAGGGUUGUGAGUGGCUUUUCCUCAUGAGAGGGGAAGAGAAAGAAGAAGGGAAAAAUGUAGCCUAUCAACGCCGUUGAAAAAAAGCGUACAAAUGUAUAAAAUCUCUAAUAAACCCCACUAUUUCUCUUUUUUUUUUA
Molecule: messenger RNA, 1410 nt
Organism: Elgaria multicarinata webbii
Lineage: Eukaryota; Metazoa; Chordata; Lepidosauria; Squamata; Anguidae
Gene: EMD
Product: emerin
Exons: 10
Coding region: 80-1006 (308 amino acids)
Biological process (GO): negative regulation of canonical Wnt signaling pathway
Cellular component (GO): spindle; nuclear inner membrane; nuclear envelope
Molecular function (GO): cadherin binding; beta-tubulin binding; actin binding
Source: RefSeq, a predicted model, not a curated record